Molecule: messenger RNA, 679 nt
Organism: Camelina sativa (false flax)
Lineage: Eukaryota; Viridiplantae; Streptophyta; Magnoliopsida; Brassicales; Brassicaceae
Biological process (GO): protein stabilization; negative regulation of apoptotic process
Source: RefSeq, a predicted model, not a curated record
UAGGGUUUCUAACGUUGAAGAUUGAACACUUUUCGAACCUCAAAAUCUCUCUGUUGCCGGAGAUAUCAUUCACCGAAACUCAAAGAGGAGAGAGAAGAGUUAGAAGCAAUGGAGGGAACAGAUGAAGCUGGUGCGGAGAUAGCGAUUGAUUCAAAGGACUUGCAGCAACAAAGCAAAGCUUUCGACAAGCUUACCGAUCGUGUCGAGGAUCGCCAGCUCGAUUCGUCUCGUGUUCAAUCGGCUAUGGCUUCGAUUGCUGCUUCUAGGGAAGCUGAUCUGAAUGCUAAGAGAUUGAGGGAGAAAGAACUGGCUUCUGUGAAGAUCAAUCCUGAAGAUGUUGAGAUUAUUAUGAACGAACUAGAGCUGGAAAAAAAUGUGGUGGAAAGAACCCUAAGGGAGCACAAAGGGGAUGCAGUUGCUGCGACUAGGGAAUUGCUUUCUCGAUAUCCUCUAUGAUGGGCCAUCUUUCUUUCUUUUUCUUACUUCCAAGGUUUUUUUGUUUGUGUGAGAGAGGUUGAGAGAUCCAAGUCUCCAAAUAUUUAAUUGAGUUGAAGUUGUCUAUUACUGAAUCAAUCUCUCUUAAGAUGCCCUGAAUACAGAUACAAUUAAUUCUGGGGUGAUGUUUUGUGUUUCUAUCUUAUUAUCAAGAACUUUUAAGAAAGUUGUUCCGGAUUUACUU